CGUGGUAUCAUAAAAAUGGCCUCCUUUUCAUACAUUACUUGUUCUUUUCUUUCCUCUCUUGUCAUCCUCUCAUAAUGGCUAGACACAGGAAUGUAAGGAGGCUAGACUUUGAUGAAGAGAGAGAUUUCGGUGACAUUUAUGGCCGCUCUUUCGAGGAUGAGGUUGCAAUAUCACCCGCUACUGCUUCUCAGUUUAUGUAUCCACACGGUAAUACUGGGAUCGCUCUAAGCAGUUAUAUGAAGCCACACCCACUUGAGACGCAGUCAGAAAAGUUGCCAUCAUCAGCUGGAGCAAGUGGAGCACCUACUCAACCAAAUCAACCCUCUCAACCGGCACUGCCCUCUCAAUAUCUAAGAAGUGAACCUUCAAUAAAGAAGCCGGAUAAAGCAACUGCUCCAGUUGAGACUGUUACUAUCAAGCAAUCUCAAUCCAAUACAAAGAUGGGCUUUAUUACUCAUCAUCGCAGCAAUAUAGACUCCAGUCCUGCUAGAUCUCCCUCACCAUCUGUUCUUCCUGGGCGGAGCACACCAACAACCACACCCAUUAGGCAACCUCAGCUGACUCGGAGUUCAUUAAAAGGAAAGCAAUUACAUUUAAUUGAUGUUUUAAGUGAGUAUAAGAAGAGACAGGAAUCAGAGAAACCGACCAUCAAUCUUGUAGUAAUAGGUCAUGUUGAUGCUGGUAAGAGCACACUGAUGGGUCACCUUCUCUUCCUGUUAGGUCACGUCUCCAAACGGACCAUGCACAAGUAUGAGACAGACUCGCAGAAACUUGGUAAGGCAUCGUUUCUUUACGCAUGGAUACUGGAUGAAACCGGAGAGGAGCGGAACAGAGGCAUUACAAUGGAUAUUGCCCAGCAGCAGUUUGAGACGGAGCAUCUCAAGAUUCAUUUGUUGGAUGCUCCUGGACACAGGGACUUUAUACCAAACAUGAUCACUGGAGCAGCUCAGGCUGAUGUUGCUGUUCUUGUUGUUGAUGCUACAAUCGGCUCAUUUGAGUCAGGCUUUGAAUCAGGUGGACAGACAAGAGAACACGCUUUACUUGUUCGCUCACUCGGCGUAACGCAACUGGUAGUCGCCAUCAAUAAGAUGGACACGGUCAGUUGGUCAAGGGAGAGAUUUGAUGAGAUAGUGACGAAAUUGAAAUCAUUUUUAAAACAAGGAGGAUACAAGGAAGGUGACAUUACCUACGUACCAUGCAGUGGCAUGACUGGAGAUAAUUUGACAUCAACGCUAACUGAUUCGUGGUACAAGGGACCUUCACUAGCUCAAUCUAUUGAUAGGUUUAGGCCUCCUCCAAGACCAGUUGAGAAGCCUUUCAGAUGUUGCAUAGCCGAUAUAUUUAAAGGUCAAGGGGCGGGUAUUUGUGUAGCUGGUAAGAUUGAAUCAGGUUAUGUCCAGUCUGGAGAGACUGUACUAGUGGUACCUGCAAAUGAACUGACUUCAGUCAAGACUAUAUUCGGUGGAGAUGAUAUCAGUGCUUGGGCUGUAGCUGGAGAUCAAGUUGUGUUGACACUGAUUGGAAUCGACCAAACCAAGCUAGCUUUGGGUAGUGUCCUGUGCUCUCCUGAAGCUCCUGUUAGCAUCACUAGUUUAGUGAGGGCAAGGAUCAUCAUCUUUAAUAUCGAGCUACCAAUCACAGCUGGCUAUCCAGUUAUAUUCCAUUACCAGUCAGUGAGUGAGCCAGCUGUCAUUAAGAAGCUUUUGAGUCAAGUAAGCAAGACAUCAGGCGACGUAAUAAGAAAGAAACCAAGGUGUCUUACUAAGAAUAGUUCUGCUAUAGUUGAGAUAGAGAUCAGUCGUCCUCUCAGUUUGGAGCUCUACAGUGAUUGCAAGGACCUUGGGAGGUUCAUGCUCCGUUAUGCUGGUAACACUGUAGCAGCUGGACUUAUAAUCAAAAUAUUAUGAUCAACCACGACCUUCACAUCAUAUUUAUUAAAGGACUGGUUCAAUUAAUAAUGAUUCCAUCAUUUAUAAUAUGCUCAUCUCCUCUCUCUCUCUCUCUA
Messenger RNA from Amphimedon queenslandica, 2005 nucleotides. Its product is annotated as HBS1-like protein. Gene Ontology annotation, molecular function: GTP binding; GTPase activity. The record is from RefSeq and is a predicted model, not a curated record. NCBI's taxonomy places the organism in Eukaryota, Metazoa, Porifera, Demospongiae, Haplosclerida, Niphatidae. The transcript is spliced from 19 exons. The coding region runs from base 75 to 1907 and encodes 610 amino acids.